Messenger RNA from Cajanus cajan (pigeon pea), 705 nucleotides. The record is from RefSeq and is a predicted model, not a curated record. Lineage: Eukaryota; Viridiplantae; Streptophyta; Magnoliopsida; Fabales; Fabaceae.
GUUGCAAAUUUGGUCAAAGGGUUAAGUUUUUUACCUACAUUUAUGUUCAAAAGAGAUGCAUCAUACGAGGAGUUUCUGGAUAGACUUCAUGCUUUGGAGCUAUUGCUUACGCCGCAAGGACUUUGGGAUGUUCCUCAUCCUUGGCUGAACAUGUUUGUUCCAAGUUCUCGAAUCUCAGAUUUUAAUGAAGGUGUAUUCAAGGACAUUAUUCUUAAGCAAAAUAUACCUCCCGGUGCAUGUUUAGUCUACCCCAUGAACCGAAACAAGUGGGAUGAUAGGAUGUCAGCAGUUAUACCAGAGGAAGAUGUUUUCUAUUCUGUAAAUAUUUUUCAAUCUGCAUCUGGGUUAGAUGAGGUGGAGAAAUAUCAAGUUCAAAACCAAAAAAUAUUACAGUUUUGUAAAGAUACAAAUAUUAAGAUCAAGGAAUAUCUUACCGGUAACAAAACACAUCAAGAAUGGGUGGAACACUUCGGCCUCAAAUGGAAACUUUUUGAAGAUAGAAAAGCUAAAUUUGAUCCCAACAAAUUAUUAUCACCUGGGCAAGGAAUUUUCCAAUAGACAAUGUGUCGUGUUUUAUUCACAAUGUCUAAAUGUUAAUGGGUGUUUUAUUUUUAUUUUUAAUUGAUGAGCGUGUUUAGAAGCAUUCAGAGCUUUGGAAAUAAUUUGAUGUAUGAGUGAAAUAUCUUAUUUCAAAAUUUGUGGAAU